AUGAUGAUGCCCAUAUUCUCAGCAACCCAUGCCUCGCAAUUGGACGCGUUGCCGGCCAACGAAGUCGAUGGCGCUGGGAGACCUGGGCGUCGGAAAUGGCGAACGGUGCGGACGCAGGAAGGAUACCGGUCGGUUCCAGCGGCUCCUUGGGACUUCGACAUGGUGGCAGGACACCAUGAAGGUCUUCAGCGUGAUCCCGACGCUAACGAGCAGGUCUCUCCGUCGACGUCGGCAACGCACGUGACCUCCGGCGCGAGCUUGGACUGGUUCCCGGACGAAGCUCCUGGUGAGCCUUCCUCUUCACGACCAAAAUCUCCAUCCAUGGCAUACAAGACCCGAACCUGGAUCUCGUUGUGGUUCCUGCUGACUGCUCCAGUCAUUUUCUGGGAUGUAGGCUACUGCUUUAUGAGGCCUAGGUCGAUGAAAGGCGGCGAUCUGCACUGGAUUUGGUCUCCAUAUGCGUUAUACCAAGAAGUUGACUAUAUUUACGGUGUCAAGGCCCUUCAGGAAGGGAAUGGAUUCACCUUGGCCCAAUCUUCACUCAAUGUCAUUGAAACAUUGAUGAACCUCAUGUAUCUAUACCUCGCGCACGUCCAGCACUCGCCAGCGGCCAUUGUCGUGGGCUUCGCCGCCGUCGUCAUGACCCUCUCCAAAACGGUCCUUUACUGGGCCCAGGAGUACUUCUGCGGCUUCUGCGCCGUCGGGCAUAACAGCAUCAGAGAUCUGGUUAUUCUAUGGAUUAUCCCAAAUGGCCUAUGGAUCGUGUUCCCCGCUAUCAUCUCCGUCGUAUUGGGGAAAGAUAUCGCGCGUCAGCUGUACGCCGCCGAUCGAGCAGCGAAGAGGGCUAUGCUCGAGAAAAAGAGAUAA
Molecule: messenger RNA, 867 nt
Organism: Pleurotus ostreatus (oyster mushroom)
Lineage: Eukaryota; Fungi; Basidiomycota; Agaricomycetes; Agaricales; Pleurotaceae
Exons: 6
Coding region: 1-867 (288 amino acids)
Source: RefSeq, a predicted model, not a curated record